Molecule: messenger RNA, 495 nt
Organism: Symbiodinium sp. CCMP2592
Lineage: Eukaryota; Dinophyceae; Suessiales; Symbiodiniaceae
Source: the annotation of a GenBank genome assembly
AUGCUUUCACAAACUGGGCAAGUUCAGGCAUCAAGCUGCGAGACUCAGCCAGCACAAGACAUACCGAGUGCCGGACAUGCAGGGCUCAGCGCUCGAGGUGGAGCUUACCCUCGAGUUGUGCAGUGUUUUUCUCCAGGCCUGUCGCAGGGUCCCCCUUCCUUCCAGCCGAGACCGAUGUGGAGACCAUCACUGCCCUCGGUGCCUUCCUUCGUGGCCGCGCCAGCGGUAGUGCCAGCACCAGUGGUGGCUCCGCCGCUGGUAAAGCAGACGCCAUACAAGACAGUCCUUGCACCGGCAAGCCCGAUGCCUCGACGCGAGGUGAGUGUGGCCACUUGGAGACCUAUGCAGGCCUGUUCAAUCACUGCCAGUGUCUCCCCUCACGGAAGAGGAGUCGUCAACCACCGGACGAGCUUCAGUCUCUGCGGAUCGACACGCGGCCUGCCGCCAGAUGUCGCUCGCUGGGUUGCCGUAGAUGGCCUCGCAACUCCGCUCUAG